This is a messenger RNA of Geodia barretti, 768 nucleotides long. The record is from the annotation of a GenBank genome assembly. Lineage: Eukaryota; Metazoa; Porifera; Demospongiae; Tetractinellida; Geodiidae.
UUGGAAGAUAUUGAAGUCGACUUUGAGGUUGAGCCUGUCGAGCGCGCCGGUUCCAUCGGUUUCGGCGUAAGAGAAGUCGUCACCCUCAAAGGGAACAUUUCCGAGGGCGAACGGGUACGGCUACAGCGGGCAUCUCGCUAUUGCCCGGUGGGUCAGGCCCUGACCAAAGGUUCCAUGGUAAUCGAGGACGAAGUGCAGUGGCGGUCCGGCGAGAUCACCGCCAUACCCUCAAGCCUGGGCAACCUGCCCACCCUGGAUGGCACCCUGCCGGUCAUCCAGCCAGGAACGGUCCACGGCAGCUACCUUUUGGAUACCAAGGAGUACGACGAAGAAGGCGUCAUGCAGCACGAGGGUGAGGCCAAAAUUUAUGUGGAAACCCAGAACUUGACCCACACCAGCCGCUGGACUCUUAUGGCAGGCCAUAGUUCCCCGGGGCUGAUUCCCCCUCCCUUCCCUUCUGCCCAGGCCGGCUGGGCGGCUUCUACGGCCACCACUUUGAGCCGCCUGCUGCCCCUGUCCGACAACCUGGACCCCCGGGAUAUUCAGGUAGAAGUGGGCGUGAACAUCUCCGGAGGCCGAGACCAGGCCCAGGGCAGCGCCGCCGACGGCAGGGUGGUCCAUCGCAACGCGGUGCGCCGCAUAGUUGCGCCGGGCAACCCCCGCAGCAUGCCAAUCGAAGCCAUCCAGGCCGCCCUGCAGCGCGACCCCAUAACCAUCGCUUACACCGAGGGUGGCGUUCUGCUGGAUGAGCAGGUGGUGGUUGACUAA